Molecule: messenger RNA, 738 nt
Organism: Lingula anatina
Lineage: Eukaryota; Metazoa; Brachiopoda; Lingulata; Lingulida; Lingulidae
Product: arylsulfatase J
Molecular function (GO): sulfuric ester hydrolase activity
Source: RefSeq, a predicted model, not a curated record
UGUAGACGUCUAUAAAAACCGACUUAGACACAAGUUAUAGCAGGCUUCACCAUGGGCAUGGGCAAGGCGUUGUGUCUGUUCGUUUGUUUGGGAGCUGUGUUCUCCCAGCCACCCACCAAACCUAACAUUGUGGUGGUUAUGUUGGACGAUGUCGGUUAUAAUGACGUUGGCUGGAACAACCCACACAUCAAGACGCCAAAUUUGGACAAAAUGGCACGUGAAGGAGUCACCCUAAACAACUCUUACUCUCAACCCGUGUGCUCUCCAUCCAGGGCGGCCCUUCUCACAGGCCGUUACCCACAUAACGUGAACAUGGACGGCGCUGCUACAUUCGGUCCCACCAUACCGGAUGGCUUGGAUUUGAAGUACUGGAUUUUACCACAGAAAUUAAAAGAACUAGGCUACACUACACACGCCAUUGGAAAAUGGCACUUGGGAUUUUGCGAUUGGAAGUACACUCCAACAGAACGCGGAUUUGACACCUUCUUCGGCUUUUACUUGGGCGCAAAUGAUUACUUCACCCAUCGCACCACAAUUGGCAAAGAUGGCUUUGAUGGUCUCGAUCUGCGGUUCAACAAGACCCUCGUGACAGACAAAGAUGGUGUAUACGAUACAAACAUGUGGUCCGACCGAGCUGUGGAAAUCAUCAAGAAUCACGACAAAAACGCACCGUUUUUUGUCUACGUGGCUUAUAACGGGAUUCACGGUCCGCUAAGGGAUAGAUUAAAGAUGGGCUAA